Aspergillus sclerotioniger CBS 115572 is the source of this 1863-nucleotide messenger RNA. Its product is annotated as putative MFS monosaccharide transporter. NCBI's taxonomy places the organism in Eukaryota, Fungi, Ascomycota, Eurotiomycetes, Eurotiales, Aspergillaceae. The transcript is spliced from 7 exons. Gene Ontology annotation, cellular component: membrane. The record is from RefSeq and is a predicted model, not a curated record. Gene Ontology annotation, biological process: transmembrane transport; carbohydrate transport. The coding region runs from base 136 to 1764 and encodes 542 amino acids. Gene Ontology annotation, molecular function: carbohydrate:proton symporter activity.
ACUAGGUUUCUUGUCCUAUGGUUAUAUAUCCAGUGGUUAGUCCGUCAGUCUGCCCGAAGUAUCUCAGGCAAAGAAGAGGUCCCGCCUAUAUACGUCUGUCCCUAUACUACAAGCACCUAUCCUAGUAUAGUCACCAUGAGUGAUUUAAUACCGUCGUGGAAUAUUGUCCACAAACUAGAGAAGCGCAAUCUUCUCAUUGCAAUCAACUGUAUCGCAGGCUUGUCGAUCCUGUUCUUCGGAUACGACCAGGGAAUGAUGUCGGGGGUGAACAACUCCAAGAACUAUAUCGACCUUAUGGGCUUCGGCUACACCAAGAUGGUAGACGGAGAGCUUACUCCAGUUGUCACAGACAGUCUGCUACAAGGAGGGAUUGUGUCCGUCUACUACCUGGGCACAUUGUGCGGCGCGCUGGUUGGUGGCUGGAUUGGUGAUAAGAUUGGUCGAAUCAGGACCAUCGCCUCAGGCGCUGUCUGGGCGGUCUUGGGGGCUUCCUUGCAGUGUGCAGCACAAAACCAUAACUGGAUGAUCUGUUCACGUUUCAUAAACGGCAUUGGAACGGGCAUUCUGAAUGCUAUCGUGCCGGUCUGGGCUACGGAGACUGCUGAACACACCUCCCGUGGAAAGUUUAUUGCAAUUGAAUUCACCCUGAAUAUCUUCGGUGUCGUGGUUGCCUACUGGCUGGAGUUUGGACUGUCCUUUAUCGAUGGUGGCAAAUCUGCAUUCCGCUGGCGGUUUCCUAUCGCGUUCCAGAUCAUCUUCUUGCUUCUCCUGUUCGCUUCGGUCUGGUUCUUCCCCGAGUCGCCACGUUGGCUGGUCAAAGUAGGUCGUGAGCAAGAAGCGCGUUAUAUCCUUGGCCGUCUUCGAGGGAGUAGUGGUCACGAUGCAGUCCGCGCCGAGGCUGAAUUCCGGGACAUUCAAAGCGUUGCAGAGAUGGAACGGACGGUGAACUACAACACUUCCUAUCUGUCCAUGCUUUUCGGCUACAAAACCGGCAAAUUACAUCUUGGGCGGCGUGUACAACUUGUCAUUUGGCUACAGAUUAUGCAGGAAUGGGUUGGUAUUGCGGGUGUCACUGUCUAUGCGCCGACCAUCUUCAGUAUCGCCGGUUUCGAUUCCAUGAAGAGUCAAUGGCUUAGCGGGCUGAACAACGUCUUCUACAUGUUCGCUACGCUCGUAUGUGUCUUCACCCUCGACCGUAUCGGCCGUCGGUGGACCCUAUACUGGGGAGCCGUCGGCCAAGGAAUCGCCAUGUUUCUAGCCGGAGGAUUCUCCCGGCUGGCAAUCAAUGCUCGAGACUCGGGUGAUGCUGCGCGCGCCAGUUCAUUCGGAGCCGCCGCCGCCGCAAUGAUAUUCAUCUUCACUUCAGUCUUCGGGGCGACAUGGCUAACAGUGCCAUGGAUUUAUCCCGCCGAGAUCUACCCACUGGCCGUGCGAGCCCGCGGAAACGCCUGGGGGGUUGUUGGCUGGAGUAUCGGUAACGGAUGGCUGACCCUACUAUGCCCUGUAAUGUUCAGCGCGAUCGGCGAGAAAACUCUAUAUGUUUUUGCAGCCAGCAACGUCAUCACAAUCCCGAUGGUGUGGGCGCUGUACCCAGAGAGUAACCAGCGGACCUUGGAGGACAUGGAUCUACUCUUCGCAUCGGAUAGCCCAUGGGUAUGGGACGCCGAGAAAACGUUCCGGCAAUUGAAGGCCGAGAAUCCUGGAUACGUGGAGACGGCAGCUCGGAAGGGGAGUGUAGUGGUUGAGCAUGUACAGGAUGUAUAGAUGAGACGGCUCAGCCUUGACCGAUCAUACAUCAUCUAGAGUGCAUAUCACAUAAGUUAAACGACUUGAUGCCUAUAUUUGAACUAGCAUGUAAUACAC